Vanessa tameamea is the source of this 2942-nucleotide messenger RNA. Its product is annotated as aminopeptidase N-like. Gene Ontology annotation, cellular component: cytoplasm. Bases 243 to 2789 code for a protein of 848 amino acids. Lineage: Eukaryota; Metazoa; Arthropoda; Insecta; Lepidoptera; Nymphalidae. Gene Ontology annotation, biological process: proteolysis; peptide catabolic process. Gene Ontology annotation, molecular function: zinc ion binding; peptide binding; metalloaminopeptidase activity. The transcript has 13 exons. The record is from RefSeq and is a predicted model, not a curated record.
AGCCGGCGCCAAGACUACGCCGCGUUCGCACGCAAAACUCAUUCAAGUUCGCGUCGGAGUUGGACGUAUCUAACGUCCUACAUUUUGGCGGUAAUAUCAUUUCAAAAUUCGAACGCGUUCUAAUCGAAAAAAUAUCUAAUAAUAUGUGAAUAAAAAAAUAAGAAGGUAUACACUGUUUUUGACAGAUUAUAAAUAAUACAUUCGAAAUUUUAAAAUUAAAAACAGGCAGUUUAAAAAUUAAAAUGUUUCUUUACUUUUUAAUUUUAUUCGCGUCGUCUUCAGCGUAUGUUUUAGAGGAAGAGUGCCUUAAUUACACAGUGUAUCCAGUGCAAUAUGAACUGACUUUAGUUCCUCAUAUAUAUAAAGAUGGUAAUUCUUAUUACGAUUGUGAUAUAGUGAUUACGAUAAUAGCGAAUGCCCCAAACGUAAAUGUUAUAGAAUUGGACGCUAGAGAUUUGGAAAUAAAAGGUGAUUCCAUACAAGUUUUAGAUAAAAAUGUAAAUUUAAUAAACCAAUACCGGCCUUACGAAUUUGAUAAUAGAAGAGGCAAAUUGUUUAUAUAUUUAAGGGAACCACUUAAACAAUAUAGUUUGGCUCGGACUCAAUAUUUUGUGAAGAUAUCCUUUACCAAACAAGUGAGUUUCGAUAACCAAGGAAUUUUCGUAGUGGAAUAUGAAGAAGAUGGGAAGUCAAAAUAUCUCUACACGACUCGUCUCUCACCUAACAAAGCAAAAUACUUCUUCCCAUGUUUCGACAAUCCACAAUUCGAAGCAGUCUUCAAAUUUAAAGUGCACGUCGCAACGCCACAUCCAGGACUACAGCAUUGUAACACCAGUUUGGUCAUUGCCAAGGAGUUCAAGCAACAUAAUUCGAAAGACAGCUACUCAAUCAUUGAGUAUAUACCGUCGCCGCAAGCCGGCCUCCAUCAAAUAGGAUUUCACCAUUCUAACUUUGGUAGCCGAGAGAUUUCCGUCAAAAACGACACGUUAGUUGUUUGGGCGCCAGUGUCUCAUCUCAAGCAUUAUACAUUUAUAUUGGAUUUUGGAGAAACACUUAUCAAUUUGAUUCAUGAAUAUGCAUUGAUUGAUCGGCCUCUUGUAUACGGACCAAUAAAUAUAGUUGCUGUUCCAACCAUACUUAAUGGAUAUGAAAUCGCAAGCUGGAAUCUACUUACCAUUGGUGACAAUAAAUUGGCUAAUAUAUACGAGUACACGAGUAUAAAGCAAAUAGAGCGUAUGAUGUUCGAGCUUGCUCAGCAACUGAGUCGGAUUUGGCUCGGCAAUCCCGGGGAAUCGCAACGCACUAGAUGGAGAGAAGAAUGGUUCAAAGAGGGCGUCGCAACUUAUAUGGCUCAUUAUUUAUUGUCGCAGUACAACCACGGCGAUAUGUCAAUAGGACGAAGACGAACAAUUGAAAAUUAUGGCUUGCAAAUGAAACACAAAGCAAUGGCAGUCGAUUGGCAUCAUACAACGCCAGCUUUAGCAACUUUCAACCGGACAUUGGCAAUAGAAAUACCAUCGAGGUACAAAGAGCUGGUGACGAUGAAAACGGCUUCGUUACUUUGGAUGGUGGAAAAUUGGUUGGGUUCAGAAAAAUAUCAUCAGGCUUUAGUUAAAUACAUAAAUAGCAGGAGAGGACAGUACAUAUCCCUAGCUGAUUUCAUGAUAAAUCUCGACCGUAACACUGUAGAAUGUCUGCAUCAGUUCUUUAACGGGUCUACAGCUUCAAGAGUCCUCAAUUCCUGGUUCCAUCAGGCUGGAUAUCCUAUUAUAAAUGUACAAGUAUUGAGAGAUCGAACACCAAAUGCAAUACAGCUGAAGCAGAGAAAAUUCAGCUUCACCGAAGACUUCAGAUUCGACUCAAACUAUCUAAUCCCUAUCUCAUACAUCGUUCAGAACAAUCAGAACUGUUACAACUGCUUCCAACCGAGGUUCACCAUCGGUAUGCAGACUUACACGUUUGGAGAAAAUCUCAAUGGUGGUUGGAUCAUUCUGAAUAGAAACGCUUCAGGAUAUUAUCGAGUCAAUUACGACGAUGAAACAUGGGGACUAAUUGCGAAAACUCUGAAAGAAAAUCACGCAGCUAUCGAUGAAUUAAAUAGAGCACAGAUUGUAAAUGAUAUUUUUGCACUCUACGCCGCUGGAGACGUACGGGAAGAUAUCGCUAUAGAAGUUUUAGAUUACCUUAACAAAGAACUAAGUCUAGCAGUCUGGGAAUCUGCUAUAUCCGGUUUCGAAUUAUUCAAGAUAGAGGGCGUUAAGAUGACUAAGAUGACCUAUGAAGAAUGGCAGAGAUUUAUGCAAAAGAAAGUAUCCGUGAUAUACAGAAGAUUGAUGGCAAACAUCGAACAACGUCCAAACACGAGAUUGUUUAGGAGCAGUAUCGUUGAAUUUGCUUGCGAAAUUAAACAUAGACCUUGCUUGAACGAAAUGAGGCGAUAUUAUGCAGAUCAUAUAGACGCUAAGAUGAGAUUCAAUCCAGACUUUCGUGAAGCCUGUUAUUACACAGUCGUCCAAGAUGGUAGAGAUAAUAUAGGAACUAAAUUAAAUAGAUUUGAAAUAGAAGACAAAAUAAUCGCAGAACACAAAGUGCGUGAAGAAAAUAGAUUUCUCUACAGAAUCCCAAUAGGUAGCCCAAGACCUCUCCCGAUCAGGAUGUCGACAACGACCGUGAGACCCACCGAGAUACCAUUAACUUCAACACCAGAAUCAACUAAUGAAGGUACCGUUUCGCUUAUAACCUCCUUGGUAUUAGUUACAGGAAUACUUAUAACUUUUACAUUAAGAUGAAAAGUAUACUAAUUUUAGUGUAAAUGUUUUUGGGAGGUUCAUACAGCAUUUAACCUUUUUUAUUUAUUUAGUGAUUGUUUGAUUUCAACUAUUUUGGUUGCAUGAUUUAUAGAAUCAUACCAAUUUUGUUUGAUUCUUGUAGAUUGAACAACA